This is a messenger RNA of Galleria mellonella (greater wax moth), 3117 nucleotides long. RefSeq names its product ADP-ribosylation factor-like protein 4C (gene Arl4). Bases 637 to 1266 code for a protein of 209 amino acids. Lineage: Eukaryota; Metazoa; Arthropoda; Insecta; Lepidoptera; Pyralidae. Gene Ontology annotation, molecular function: GTPase activity; GTP binding. Gene Ontology annotation, cellular component: cytoplasm. The record is from RefSeq and is a predicted model, not a curated record. The transcript is spliced from 4 exons. Gene Ontology annotation, biological process: vesicle-mediated transport; intracellular protein transport.
UUUACUCAGCAACCAACCAAUUCAGUCCGUUGAAGGCCGCGGGCGGGGCGGCACGUGUGGUGCGCGCCUCGCGUUCGUCAUUGUUUUUAUAUACCAUUGUUUAAUUCCCUCCGACUGCAAUCGAUACGACAUUCGAGAGUAGAAAUACGGCCUAGCUGCAUUUUCAACGAUCUGAGUGUGAAUCAAAUCAAAAGACAAUAAAAUAGUGUUAUCAGGAUAUCGCACAAAAAGGUGACUUAUUGACAAGUGAAACUCUUUAACGUUCCAUUUAUCCAUGGAUGGUUAUGUUUGGAUGUUUUGUUGAUGAACUGUUUAUUAUGUUCAAGUGAUAUCUGUUGCAAAGGAGUACAAGCAAAUCAAUAAACGGGUUUAUAUUCAGCAAGUAUCUGAGAACUCCUACUGUGCGCUUUAUUACCCCGUUGCAUAUUGAUUGCUUGUUUCUGAAUUUCUGCAAAUUGUCAUUUAGUAUAUAUUGAUUAUACAAAUGAGAGUACAUUGAAUAACGAUAUUUUGAAGACUGAAUAGUUUGUUUGGCCUUAAAGAGACAUAAUAUAUCGUCAUUUAUAUCGUAAGAGCAGAUGCUCGUGAUGGUGCGAUCCGACGACAGCGUUAGAUAGCCGCUUGGAGGAAACAAGUAUGGGUGCUAAUAUGGGCAAGAAUUCGAGCCUGCUCGAUGCGCUACCCACUGCCCAAGGCACACUCCACGUCGUCAUGUUGGGCCUAGAUUCCGCCGGCAAAACCACCGCGUUGUAUCGGCUCAAAUUUGAUCAGUAUCUAAACACCGUUCCCACGAUUGGGUUCAACUGCGAAAAAGUCAAAGGCACUAUCGGAAAAUCAAAAGGCGUUAACUUUCUGGUGUGGGACGUGGGCGGGCAGGAAAAGCUGCGGCCACUGUGGAAAUCUUACACUAGAUGCACAGAUGGUAUUAUAUUUGUGUUGGAUUCGGUAGAUAUAGAAAGAAUGGAAGAAGCUAAAAUGGAGCUUAUACGUACUGCCAAAUCCCCAGACAAUACAGGAGUGCCGAUACUCGUAUUAGCAAAUAAACAGGACUUACCAGGAGCCAAAGAGCCCCGAGAACUGGAGAGAUUAUUAGGUCUACAUGAACUGGUGUCAUCUCCGCAUAGCUCACGGGAUGGGCACUCCUGGCACGUGCAACCUGCAUGUGCUAUCACAGGUGAUGGCCUCCACGAAGGUCUAGAGGCACUAUAUGAAAUGAUACUUAAGAGAAGAAAAUUAGCUAAGUUGCAAAAGAAACGUGUCAGAUAAACACUCUUUUAAAAACCUAAAAUAUCAACAAUAUGUAUGAUAUUGGUUCAGUUUUGCGAGAUAAGUAUUACAAAAUGCUCAUUUUGAGGAUAUUUUCAGUAAUGUCCAAGUUUGAAACACCAAAUAUUGUUUUUACUGUAGAUGUAUAACGUCUUAUGAAAAUAUUCCAUCAUAAUGUUGCUCAAGUAAUAUUGAACAUUUUGAAGGAUACGAAUAUUUUUUUAAAUCUAAUUUAAACUACUAGUCAUUUUCUUUUGAAAAUAGCUAGGGGAAGGAUGAAGAUACAAGAUACAUGCAAAUUAUAUAUUAUAUGGUAUUAAGUUAAAUUGUGUACAUCGUCUUGAUCAUGGACAUAACGAUUUCUAUAUAAUAUAUUGAAAUGACGAUUAAUUGAUUUAUCCACAAAAUAUUUCAAUAAUCAUUUAAUUCGGAUACGGCCUAGCAUUUUACUCAAAUAAUAUAUACCAAAUAGAAAAUGUAAUAGGUAUUUUGUAACUCCAGGAAUAACUGUGUACACGAAAUGAAUGUAAAUGUAUGUGGCUCACAAUAUUGUGUGGGACCAUUAGUGUUUAAUUGCAAAAUAUGUUAAAUGUGCGUGCGUGAUAUGUUCAUAAAUAUAUGUAUUAUGUUAUUGUUAAUAAUGAAGUGAUACACUUCGAUUAUUUCAAUGUUAUCGUACUCUACUGGUGUAUCUUAUUAUUUUUCAAUUUAACUUCCUAUGUAUAAUUUUCAUUUCAAAUUAUAUUCUUGUCUUCAUCCUUUUUAUACUAAUACUUUAUAACCCUCCAUUGAGUAUCAGAAGUCACUUGAGUAGCCAGUUAACAAUUAGGCUGUAGAGAUUAUUUAAAAAUUAUUGUGAUGUUCUAUGUUUAACUUUUAUAAAAGAGGCUUUUAAUGUUUGCGUUUGUAUGGCUUCUUCUUUAUGUAAAUACACUGUAAAUAUACAAUAAAAUGUUAAAACUCUAUUAAAAAGACAGCACUCUAUUGUUUUAUAAAUGGUCAUUUUUAUUAUUAAAUCAAAAAAUGGAAAUGUAUUUAUUUAAUUUCGCUUCUUCUUCUUUUCGAAUUUUACUCCAAAAACAGUCAUAAAUAUUUUCUAGAGAAAAAACUAUUUAUUUAAUUUCGAAAUCUACAAACUGAGAAAAUUUUAAAUCUGGAAAUAGAAACGAUAAUAAGUGAACAAAAAAGUAAUCAUAUUAUUUUCAUAAAACAAAAAAAAAACAACUUUUAUCGUAGCAUUAGAAGUACGGGACCAACCCAAUCAGGAUAUAGAAGACCUUCAAUUACAAAAAUAUUUUCCAAUACUAAUACUUAAGCUUUAGAAAGUCUAAUAAAAAAUCACAGUACCCUAGCAAUUUAUGACUUUUUAUGGAGCAAAGUACAUCACACAUCACAUUUUUUAUGAAUAUUUUCAUUAUGUAUACCUUUUUAUUUAAUCAUAUUUAAUCCAUAGAUAUAUAUUAUAAAUACAAAUAGUCAAAAGUAACAUUCAAGUGUGAGCUUUAAAAUCUAAAAUUUUCUUUUUAUUUUGUAAUUUUAUUAAAUAGGUAUUAUUUAUUUACACAUAGAGAUACAACUUAGUAAACCCUAAUGUACUGAAUUACCUAAUAUGAAGCUUUUACCAGAGUUUGUGUUACUCGCCUUGUAAAUAUGUAAAUUUCAGGUAGAUAAUCAUCUAUACCAUGAAACCAAACAUCUUAUCCGUAGUACCUAUAUGUACAUUUUGUUACGAAAUAUGUUUGUUUAUAAAAUUAACUUUAUGGCAUAUUAAUACUGUAUUGUGUUUUAUGAAAAUACUUAAAUAGACGUUUUUCAUAUUGAUUCCCCGUAAAUAAAGUCUGUUUUCAAUAA